Molecule: messenger RNA, 1689 nt
Organism: Loa loa (African eye worm)
Lineage: Eukaryota; Metazoa; Nematoda; Chromadorea; Rhabditida; Onchocercidae
Exons: 10
Coding region: 1-1626 (541 amino acids)
Biological process (GO): centrosome cycle
Molecular function (GO): protein binding
Source: RefSeq, a predicted model, not a curated record
AUGACAAAAGUACCUCCAAUACCACCACCAAAACCAAAAAUGUAUCAGAUACAAUAUCAACAUGGUCAAAUUGCUAAAUUUGGUCAAUUCUCAAGAAAUAUUACAGGUGGCCAAUUACCUCCACCACCAGGUGAUAGUGAUACGGAUUCAGGAAUAUGUGCUGAUUCAGACAAUCAAUUAUCACCGCGACAUAUUAAUGCCACCUUUCUUAAUAAUAAAUCAAAAAAGCUACAGCGUAAAUUUGAUAUUCCUGCAUAUGGCGAGCAUCUAACACCGGAAAAUGCACGGGAAGUGGAUACAUUCUCAUAUCAGCGACGCAUACCAGAAGAAUUACAAACGAACUACUAUAAUAGCCAAACAUCGAGGAACGGUAAACAGUACCGUGUCCGAUUUGCAGAUCAGGUAUUAUCAAUGGAUGAUGGUUCAUCAUCCUCUUCAUCUGGUUGGAAUAAUACCGAUCUGAUAGGUGUUAAUAAUUGUGGUACUAAUUAUUCUGACUGCUAUCUUCAUCGUUCGACGAUGGGAGGAGGAGGAGGAGGAGGAUCAACAACAACAUCAACAGUAUCGGUGAAUAAUCCCGAUCAGGUACAACAGGCAAUUGUUAGUAGCAAUAAUACUGGAAUUGUUAAUAAGCUUUCAAGCCAACAACAUGUCAACAACGAUCAAUUCAACUUCGGUUACAAUAAACAUCCUCAAACGAAACAUCAGCAACAAUAUCAGCAUCAAAUUAAUGGAUCUUAUGAAAAAGAUGAUAUUGCUUCAGCGCCUCUACCUCAAUCAUCACCUGGUUAUUCUAUGGUCAUGACGAGGCUUAGACGUAAUGAUGACCAACGACGGCUCGCUCAUUCAAACGAUUCAUCUUUUCCAGUAAUGCGACGUUUCCAUAAUCGUUCAGCAUCAUUACCCCGUGGUAUGCAUCGUCAAUCAAAUGCUUUAGAGAUACGCCGCGGAUCCAUCGAUUGUUGUUAUCCACUACAACAAGGCUAUUCAUCAUAUACGCCAGAAAAUGAAGCUGCCAUUAAUGGUUAUUUAAUGCGUAGCGUUGAUAAUCUUAGUAUUACGGAGGGAAAUCAUGGUUCAUUUAUGAGUGGUAUACGCUUAGGUUACGGACGUCGUCUUCCGGAUUUACCAACCAAUUGUGCUAUUCCGUAUGAUGGAGCUAUUCAGAAACAUACAUUUGGUAGACAAAGGAGGAUACGAAAAACAGGUGUUAAUAAUCGUUCACAAAGUGUUGGUCGAACAUCUCAUCCAUUCGAUUCUAAAAUGGUCAAUUGUCAUAUGAAUAGUUACAGUCCUUUACUUCAUCGAUCACAUUUACCAUCUGUUCGAGCCCAGCUAAUUGCUCUCGAUCAUAGAGGCUUACGAAUUGUCCUGAUUGAAAAGCUUCAGCCAGGUCCAUUUGGUUUUUACAUUGCUACUGGAAUACUUAACCAAAAACGUGGAAUUUUCAUCUCCCGCGUAUCAUUACCUUCAUUGGCACCGGUACUAUCAGUGGGUGAUGAAAUUAUUUAUGUGGAAGAUGAGCUGGUCAAAGGUGAGGAUUUGGAAUAUGUUCAGGCAUUAAUUGCUGGCAAAAGUAGCGUGAAGAUUGUUCUUUUACCGACAGUUGGGCCAAGUGCUUGUUAAUAUACCAUUCAUUUCAUUUUUCUGCAUCAAAUAUGGAAAACUUAUAUUUGCUGAACAAAUAAG